Halteromyces radiatus is the source of this 1401-nucleotide messenger RNA. RefSeq lists its product as uncharacterized. Gene Ontology annotation, biological process: retrograde transport, endosome to Golgi. The record is from RefSeq and is a predicted model, not a curated record. NCBI's taxonomy places the organism in Eukaryota, Fungi, Mucoromycota, Mucoromycetes, Mucorales, Cunninghamellaceae. Gene Ontology annotation, molecular function: phosphatidylinositol binding. The transcript has 7 exons. The annotation marks the transcript as partial.
AGAUACAGCGAAUUUGAAUCCUUCCGAACACUUCUCACCAAACUAUAUCCUGCCAUUUUCGUACCACCUAUUCCUGGAAAACAUUCUCUAUCUGAUUAUGCUCAUGUACAUACUCAAAGUCGACACAAGGAUGAACUAGCCAUGGUGGAAAAACGAAAACGUAUGCUUGAAAGGUUCCUUUGUCGUUUGAUGGAACAUCCUAUAUUGUCGAGAGAACAUGCUUUUCAUCAAUUUCUACAACCAAAUGUAUCCUGGAAUGAAGUCCUUACAUCUCCUCCAUUUGUCUCUAUUAAGGAUCCUCUUUUGGAAUCCAUUUCUUCUUCUGUUCCUGGUGAAACAACAUUUGUAUCUUCUUUACUUGGUGGCAAUGUAUCCUCUCAAAUUAUACCUAUACCUACUAUAUCCUAUGCUGUCAAAAAUCCUGAUCCCAAGUACCUUUCUUCAGAAUCAUUACUGGAUAAACAAUCACAACAUGCAAGUACUCGUUUAGAUCGCUCACAAAAAAAGUUACUUCGUCGACUUGGAGAUUUAUCCAACGAUUAUGCUGAUAUGGGUGCAGCCUACAAUGCACUUAGUUUGGAUGAAGUAGGUGAAAUGGCAAAUACAAUGGAACAACUAGGACUUUCGAAUGAUGAAGUAUGUUUACAAAUGCGAAAAUUGGUGACACAACUGGAAAUCGAGUUUGCCGAACACAUACAAGAAUAUGUGCAAUAUACAAUGAUAGCCAAACAAAGCAUACGAUAUUGGUAUAUGAAACAAGCUCAAUUAGAAAUGAUAGGCGACGCGUUGGUGAACAAACAAACAGCAUUAUAUUCUUUAUUGAAAACAGAGGAUCAAGCUGAACGAUUACAAACUCUGAUGACACAAGGUAAUUCUUCUUCUCCCGACGAUGAUGGAUUUUUCUCUGUGGAUUCGCCAUCUCCAAGUGGUCCAUCAACUGAUAAUAAUAAUGAUCAUGAUGAAAUUUUACAACAAAAUAAUAAUAACGAAAAUAACAAGCAUACUAGUAGUUACCCUUCUGCAGCCAGUAUAUCCGCUAUUCGUGCUUCAAAAUCUAAAUCAAAGAAAUGGACUUCUCCAAGAAAACUCUUCAAUGCCAUGACAUAUACUAUACAGGGCAUGAUGGAUGUGGAUCCAGAACAAACAAGACGCAAUCAAAUUAAAACAUUGAAAGCAACUAUUGCAGAGUUGGAAAAUGCCAAAAUGAAAAUUUCGGAAGAAGUCAAGCAAGUAGGAAUAAGCAUUCAAGAAGAACUACGGCGGUUUGAAGAACAAAAAAUGAUAGAGCUCCGAACGAUGAUGAUCGCCUUUGCCAAACGUCAUUUAGAAUUUUGUGAAAAGAAUAUGAUUUCAUGGCAACAGACUCGACAACAGGUUAGCGACAUGGGCAUAUCAGACUAA